This is a messenger RNA of Fusarium keratoplasticum, 3537 nucleotides long. RefSeq lists its product as uncharacterized. Bases 34 to 3537 code for a protein of 1167 amino acids. The record is from RefSeq and is a predicted model, not a curated record. NCBI's taxonomy places the organism in Eukaryota, Fungi, Ascomycota, Sordariomycetes, Hypocreales, Nectriaceae. Gene Ontology annotation, molecular function: structural constituent of nuclear pore. Gene Ontology annotation, cellular component: nuclear pore. The transcript is spliced from 3 exons.
CAUCACACGAUCGAGCCGAUUUAUGGAGGCGAGAUGGACUCAGGCGAGACGCAGUAUCUCUUCAAAGAGACUCGCGUGAAUCUCGAGCCUCCAGCUCCUUCCAACGUUGUCACCAUCCGAGUACCCUCUAAUUCGAUCCACGGUCGGGGCCAUCGCAAACCAGCACGAGACGGUUCGGGCGAGGACGAGACAAGCUUUCGAUUAAAGACCUUGGCGACAUCGUCGUCCAUCUACCAUCGGCAAUGGCACGACACGCCGCGCAGCUUUCUGUGGCGGAUCCUUGAGGAUGGCACUCUGUUGAGCAUCCGGGCUGUUGAUGUCUGCAAAAAGACCCAGGCCGCUGAUGCACCUCUGGUGCUCAACUUCCACUUUUCCGUGCCUAUCCAGCCGGAGUGCGUGGCUUUCUCAGACCCAGAAGAGCAUGAUUCGCUCUGCGUAUUCGUCCUCGACCAGGCAUACCAGCUUUACAGCUUCACCCUGCGGCCCGACCUGUUCAGGAAGAGGGCUGCUGUUGAUGCUGGGCUCUCAGAGCUGGGCAAAGUUCAGGCGCCAUCAGGCCUAGGCUUCAAGAGCCCUCACCGUAUGGUGGCUGUGACGGCGGAGACGCUCCUUGUGACGGUCAACGACGGUGGAAUGAUCCGUCUGGACAAGAACAAGUCCCACGAACCAUCUGCGCCCCUUUGGACCGAGUCAUUCUUCAAUGUGCAAGGAUGGGCCCAGAACCUCCGAAGCCUUUUGCCCUUCCAGGGAAAACACACGAUAAAGCAUGGCAAGGUCAACAUGGAAUACAGCUCAGCCACGUCGGUCGAGGUCACCAGUUUUGGGCUUGAUGAUGCUCUCUUUGCCAUCACUGUCUGCCUGGAUCACAGGAUGCGUAUCUGGAACAUUAACGACGGCCAGAUCCUAUACACGGGGGACAUUCUGAACGCCGAAAGGAACCCGCAAGAGAUUGGCAAAUGGGCCAUUGACCCUUCUCAAUCCAACUUGGUCCAAGUUACUGGACGGAACCGAGGACAACGUAUCUGUGCGACCUUCUCCCCUAUCGGCGCUGGAGAGUUCAAGUUCUGGAAGAUCAUCGCCAAGGACCCCCACACCAUCAUUGUCGAAGACCUUUCUCCCAGCAACGCCUUGGUCCCGGUCACGCCGUCAUCCUCAGAUGUAUGGACUCUUGCUGAUUUCAUUCUUUCAUCCCCUGCUGAGAGCUCUAUCCAACUUUGGACCCUCUGGAAGAACAAUAUUACCUACAGGGUGCAGAGACUCGAGGUGGACCGUAAGAACAUCUCGCAGAGUUGGGAUGAGAGUUGGGACGGUGUCUAUGCGGACCCCACGGUUGAGAUUGCAGAGGAGUCCGGACCCUGGGAUCCAACCGACGUCACUGAGAAGUGGCUGCGAAUCAUUCUCAAGCCAGGUCGUUUCACAAAGGCUACACUCGAAAUAGCCUUGACGAUCUAUGAGCGCGGACUAGGAACCACAAGAGAGUUUGCCAAGGGUCGUGGAUUGGCAGAGUCGAUAUGCUCCGUCCUUGGUGCUGCCUCGACCUUGGACCGAGCCUCAUCUGGAGCUAUGGACUAUGCGGCAUUCCGAGCGUCCAGCGAGUCACAAUGGAAGAGGUUUUACCGACUGCUGCUUGAGAUGGAUAAGCAACGAGGAGAAGCUAUCGGCCUCUCCCUGGAUCCUAACACAGACUUGACUUGGGUGGUCUGCGCAGACUUUGUCUCAGCCAUCAGAGACUGCAGCAACCUGGAGCGACUCUGCUAUAACCUCUCCACACCUGAGGUGGAUCACGUCGCUCAUGCUGCAUUGCUCGCUUCAGGCCUUAGCUUUGUGGAUGGACUCGCGGAUAAGUACACACAGGUCUCAGAGGCCGUGCUUCGACAUGAGUUGUUUGAGGAUUCAUCCAAGACGGAUCUUGAGAGAAUCCAAUACUUCUCCGACAAGUCUGGAUUCUGGCGGGGAGUCUCAGACGAUGAUGCCUAUCAGGUCACGGAUACGCUCGGUCAGAACUUUAAGACAGUGACAGAUGAGCUCUACGCCGAUGUGAUGAACCUCAUCACCGCACCAGCAGAAACCAAGACCCGAAACCUCAGACACCCUUUGACCGAAUUUGGAAGAAAACUGGUUGUCAAGGCAGUUCAGGACAGCAUUGAGUUGCAAUGGAGGGCAUACUUCAGCCAGCUCAUUCUUCUCGUGCAUAUGGAGUUCGAGUUUGAUAAUGAAGCGGACGCUCUCCACCACCGCGUCGACAUUGGACACGUCUUUAGACAACUCGUGGCGGCUCUCCGAAGGCUAGAACUUCUCAAGUGGCUUGCUCACACAGAGCUAUCAGUAGCCAACAGCCGGGAGAAGAGCGAAACUGGCACUACCUCCAAAAAGAGCGCCGAGGAUGCUCAGUUGGUGACGGCUCUCGAGGUCAACCUGGGACAUCUCCUUGGGUUCGCCAACAAGAACGAGUCACUCGCUAUUAGCAUCACCGAUCUCGUCACAAACCUAUGCGCGCCAGAUAGCGAUAUCGAGGUCUCGCCAUCGCUCAUCCAGUGCUCCCUCAUCAAGAGAGAAAGGGCAGACUUGGCUCUUGAUCUGGCCCCCUUCUGUGAUCAGAACCCCUUUCCCACCUACAUCCAGGGUCGUGUGCUACUAGCACUCAACGACUUCAACGCUGCUGCCAUCAACUUCAAAAAGGCAGCCAUUGGCAUGAGUGCUGAGAAUAUCGAAAGUGACCGCCACAGCAGCGGCCUACUUGACGAUACAGAGUGGAACCUUCUGAACCACGGGCCUGCUAAGUACUACUCGCACAUCGUCGCUCUGUUUGAGAAACAAAAGGCCUACUCGUACGUGGUUGAGUUUGCCCGUCUAGCGAUACAAUUCUUGGGUUUCAAACAGGAUGCCACCUUCACCAAGACGGACAUGCAAAGCCGGCUAUUCAACGCCGCAGUGGCGACAUCGCAGUUUGAACUCGCCCACACCACCCUGCUGUUGAUUAAGGAUCAGGCUAUGAGGUCUUCCAGCCUCCGCAAGCUCGUCGACAGAAUGUGCGAGACAUACCACACCAUCGAACUUGUGGCUCUGCCCUUCCCUGGCUUGCAACAACAGGUGGAUGAAAUUCUAGCACAAAAGUCCAAGGCUACCUUGGAUGUCACGGAAGGGUUCCCUUACCAUCAGGUGCUCUACUCGUGGCGGAUCAAGCACAACAACUACCGUGGUGCGGCCUCGGUGGUGCUGGACCGGAUUCACAAGCUCCGGGGCGCUAGCGAGGGGGAUGAGGUGACAGGGGAGGACAUUCUCGACACUCCCAUCACCAGACAGUACCUUUUGCUCAUAAACGCUCUCAGCUGCGUGGAGCCCAAGCAGGCUUGGAUCUACGACGAGCCAACGGUACCGACGACAGGAUUUGGGCGGAAGAGCGAGGGGGCUGGAAAGCGCAAGGUGGUGUCCUUGGCGGAUAUCCGGAAGCAGUAUCAGGAUGAGCUGGACCGGAUCGCGGCCAUUCACAACAACCAGUUUGGAUUCGAGGCGGACGAUGUCAUGGAAAUUGUAUGA